This is a messenger RNA of Petromyzon marinus (sea lamprey), 2720 nucleotides long. Its product is annotated as transcription factor IIIA-like. NCBI's taxonomy places the organism in Eukaryota, Metazoa, Chordata, Hyperoartia, Petromyzontiformes, Petromyzontidae. Gene Ontology annotation, biological process: regulation of transcription by RNA polymerase II. Gene Ontology annotation, cellular component: nucleus. The record is from RefSeq and is a predicted model, not a curated record.
GGAGGGGGGGAAACCCGGCUUUAACGAUCCUUUAACAAUAUCGUCCACGAAACAAUACCGCGUCACACGUGGCAAAUGAAACGCGCCACGCGAAUGAUAACUCCACCGCAUCAUCGGUCAUGCUCGAUCCGCCGCUGGAUGAGCUGUCCCCAUUAUCCUGCGCCAAUCAAUUGCAGCAAUAGGGGCCCAAGCGGCAGAUCACGCCCCAGGAGCUGUGAUCUCGUCUCGGGCUUCCAUCGCGUUCACGAAUUAACACCACCCAAAAACAACUUCAUUCGCGACCUCGCAUCGACGAACCAAACACAAUCAGCAGAUCUACAUUUGAUCAGGUCGCAUUCGAUCAAUAAUUUGUAAGUAUUUGAACUUUCCUUCGAACUCCCUCCCCCCCCUCCACUAACCCCGUGAUUGGACUCGCCCGGCAACACGGAAGAGAAGACGAGGGGGGCCACCUCACUGCAUCUCUGCUGCCGCCUCCUCCUCCUCCUCCGCCUCCUCGAUUCCUCGUUCCUCGUCCUCCCUUCUUCCCUCCCUCCUCGUCCUCGUCGUCGUUGUCCGGAGACGUCGCCAUGCCCAAGACGAGGCCGGCCAAGCUGACCCCGAGCAAGCUGUACAUCUGCUCGUUCGAGAACUGCAACGCGGUGUUCAACAAGGAGCGUUACCUGCGCGAGCAUGUGGGCAAGCACACGGGAGAGAACACAUUUGCGUGCGAGGUGCCCGGCUGCAGCAAAGCGUUUAUGCGCAAGGAGCACUUCGAUAACCACAUGCGGCGCCACACGGGAGAGAAGCCACACGUCUGCGAGUAUGAAGGCUGCAAUGAGGCCUUCUCCUUGCGAUCCAACCUGAUGCGGCACAUCCGGAACAAUCACGAGAACCCCGAAAAAAUAUACCAGUGCGAAUACGAAAACUGCUGCUUGAGAUUUAAAACGGAAGACCAGCUGAAAAUACACCAGGUUGUCCACACCAAGACGCUACCGUUUCGGUGUCGCUACGAAGGCUGCGACAAGGCGUUCAUGCUCCCAAGCAGACGGACGGCGGCACGAGCAGGUUCACAGUGAAGAACCGCAGCACGUGUGCUCGGUGUGCGGGCACGGCUACCGGCGGAUCGACAUGCUGCGCAAGCACGAGUGGAUCCACGCCGCCAAUCGGCCCAUGUUCCACUGCCUCGAGGCCGAGUGCGGCGCGCGCGUACACCACUCGUCCAUGCUGCGCUACCACGUGCUGGCGCACCACCACGGCAUGGGGCCCUACCAGUGCCAGGAGCCCGGCUGCUACAAGGCCUUCACCUCCAAGCAAAAGCUCACAAAGCAUCGCUCGGACACAUGAACCGCCAAAAGCAAAAGUCAAAGAGGUCGAAAAGGAGGCAAAGGAUUCGUUGGACCUCCCAGCUGAGCGGAAUAUUACCUGCGAAGGGCGGCGGCGACGUCUCGCCGAUUGGAACCCAUACGCGGCGCACGAUCCCACCCGACUGCAGCACGCCGGUUACGGCGUGGCCAACACACCGCCCUCUCUCAGCAGCUGAGCUUUCCUGCUGCGGAGGCCGUUUUUUUUUUUUUUAAAGAUGUGCCUCUCUUAAUCCACACUAAAAUUGAAAAGGUGCUUUUGGCUGACCUUACAAAGGCACCGUGGGGGGGAGGGGGGGUGGUGGGGGGUGUGUGUGGGGAGAAAAUAACCCCCACAGUGCCUUGCAAGCGGCCCUGAGAGCACGCUCGUGUACAUACAAUGCACACCGCGCUUUGAGACGCCGGCUUGAAGACGGCUGUUAGCGUGUGGCAUCGUUACAUUUCACAGCGGUUAGGCAGCGUGGUAAUUUUUGUACAAAUGACAUUGCUGUUGUUAUUGUUAUUAGGGAUCGUCAGAACUGUAUAGCCCUGCUGCUCUGCUUACCAAGCGGUUUGUAAUAAAGAAACAAUCCACUUGGUCAUCUGGAGCUUUGUAAAAUUCCUGCUUUGUAAAAGCAAAAAAAUAUGGCACAGUCUAAAUGCCGGCUGGAGUACACACGACAGUGUUCUGUAGCCAACGAGAAUCUCGAUCAUUGCGAAAAAGAGGACGUUUCUUGGCAUUUGCGGAUUAUUUUGGCAGGAGGAAAUGUUUGAGGUUUUAAAAGUGGACACUACAGUUUAAUUUUGAGGCGAGUCAUUGUGGUUGCAUUCGUAAGUGACGUAAGUGACGUAUGUACGGGUGUCCCGGGUCUCUAGUCGCCGCACCCAUGCUGUGGACCCACACGUGCACUAACAAAGACGGAUCGGUUGAGUAUCAUUGCAGGCCUUUCGGGCAAGUGCUGUUUGCGAACACCUAUUAAGGUCGGCACGGCACACAUUUUUGGAUGUGUGGCGAGCCGUGCACCUAGCCACCUUUGUUAACGCCGGUGCUGUUAUUUUGACGCGCCGCAUCGCACUCAUUGAAGGCCAGUGGAACUAGUGGAGGCCCAAGUGCGAGUUCGGUCGCACACCACGUGCCACUUGAUAUAAGCCAUGGCCGGUAAUCAAACACAAAUAUCUGGGAGGAUAGGACAGAGCUGUCUCCACCACUCCCCACGCGUUGCAUAACUUUUGGUUUUGUAACAAUGACGAAGAUCCCCUGUAUCGCCUUAACGAAUUGCGUGGGGGCAAGUGCCGUUUGCGAGCACCUCUGAAGGCCGGUACGGCACAUGAUGGGGCGUUGUGGCCAGAACCACGCCCGGACACCUUUGUCUCCGAUUGGUGAUGUUUACACACCGCACC